Spea bombifrons (plains spadefoot toad) is the source of this 3346-nucleotide messenger RNA. RefSeq names its product exocyst complex component 4 (gene EXOC4). Bases 105 to 3008 code for a protein of 967 amino acids. The record is from RefSeq and is a predicted model, not a curated record. Gene Ontology annotation, cellular component: synapse; growth cone membrane; exocyst. Gene Ontology annotation, biological process: chemical synaptic transmission; Golgi to plasma membrane transport; exocytosis. The transcript has 18 exons. Lineage: Eukaryota; Metazoa; Chordata; Amphibia; Anura; Pelobatidae.
GCUACUCUUUCCUGGUCUAAUCCCAUUGGCUGUCUGGCGCCAGGAGUCUGCGCGUUGCGGUGUGUCAGUGUUUUGGUGCGAGAGUGGAGAAAACUGCAGGCAAUAUGUCCGCAUCCAGGAGCCAACUUAACAAAAAUAAAGACCCGUCUGGGCUGCUGAUAUCUGUCAUCAGGACCCUUUCAGCCAGUGAUGAUGUGGAGGACAGAGAGACAGAGAAAGGCCGUCUGGAGGAGGCCUAUGAAAAGUGUGAUAGAGAUCUUGAUGAGAAGAUUGAGCAGCAUUUCACUGAGCUUACCACUGCCAUCCGUACUUACCAGAGCAUUACUGAGAGGAUCACCAAUUCACGCAAUAAGAUCAAGCAGGUGAAAGAAAACCUCCUUUCCUGUAAAAUGCUGCUGCACUGCAAACGCGAUGAGCUCAGAAAGCUAUGGAUUGAGGGUAUUGAACACAAGCACGUCCUUAACCUCUUGGAUGAAAUUGAGAACAUCAAGCAGGUUCCACAGAAACUAGAACAGUGCAUGGCCAGUAAACACUAUCUCAGUGCCACCGACAUGCUGGUUUCUGCUGUGGAGUCUUUGGAUGGGCCUCUGCGCCACGUGGAGGGACUCGGUGACUUACGGCUAGAGCUUCAUAGCAAGAAGAUGAACAUGCAUUCUGUGCUUAUUGAUGAGCUGCACCGUCACCUUUAUAUUAAAUCCACCAGUCGUGUGGGACAGUGGAUCAAGGACAAGAUCAGGAGCAGCUCACUAAAGGAUUCUCCGGGCCAUCUUCAUGAUGUUACUAAUUUGUCCACUCCCAGAAAGUUCCUUGACAAUUCUCAGUUUGGGACUCCUAGUAUCAUCAGUGUUAAGGAGCUAAGCCUUCAGGAUAUUAAAGAAGACCCCGAUUCAGACCCUGAGGAGAACAGUGCAGUGUUCAUGGGAAUUCUAAUCAAAGGUCUGGCUAAACUGAAAAAGAUCCCAGAGACUGUUAAAGCAGUGAAGGAACGUCUCGAACAGGAGCUGAAGCACAUUGUAAAGAGGUCCACUACGCAGGUGGCAGAUAAUGGUUAUCAAAGAGGAGAGAACACAACACAGGAAAACCAACCAAGGCUGCUCUUGGAGCUGAUGGAACUCCUGUUUGAUAAGUUUAAUGCUGUGGCCGCUGCCCACUCGGUAGUUCUUGGACAUCUUCAGCAGACUCUGGCCUCCCCUACUAGCCAGCAGGAUGGGGACAUCAAGCUAUAUGACAUGGCUGACGUGUGGGUGAAGAUACAGACUGUGCUCCAGAUACUGUUGACUGAAUACCUGGAUAUGAAGAACACAAAGACAUCUUCUGAGCCGUCGGCCCAGCUCAGUUAUGGCAGCACUGGGCGAGAAUUUGCGGCAUUCUUUGCAAAGAAGAAACCACAGAGGCCUAAAAACUCCCUAUUCAAGUUUGAAUCUUCAUCACAUGCCAUUAGCAUGAGCGCUUACUUAAGGGAGCAGAGAAGGGAAAUGUACAGCAAGAGUGGGGAGCUUCAAGGUGCUCCCAACGAUAAUUUAAUUGGUGGCGGAGCAAGAUUUGUCUGCAAACCGGGAGCCAGAAAUAUUACCAUCAUAUUCCACCCGCUGCUCAGGUUUAUCCAAGAGAUUGAACAUGCAAUGGGUUUGGGACCGGCCAAGCAGUGUCCUUUGCGUGAGUUUCUCACCAUAUACAUCAAGAAUAUAUUUUUACACCAGGUCUUGACAGAGAUCAACAAAGAAAUUGAAGGAGUCACCAAGGUGUCUGAUCCUUUAAAGAUAUUGGCUAGUGCUGAUACCAUGAAAAACCUUGGAGUUCAACGUCCUCUAUUACAGAGCACUGUCAUUGUGGAGAAAACCAUGCAGGACCUUCUGAAUCUGAUGCGCGACCUCAGCGCAUAUUCAGAUCAGUUUUUGAAUAUGGUUUGUGUUAAACUUCAGGAGUACAAGGAUACCUGCAAUGCAGCAUUCAGGAGUAUUGUUCAAUGUGAUGAAAAGCUUGUGAUUAGCGGUUCAUGGGCCAAAGAUGAUGACAUCACCAGGCUUUUAAAGUCUCUUCCAAAUUGGCUAAACAUGGCGCAGCCCAAGCAGCUACGCCCCAAGAGGGAAGAUGAGGAAGACUUUAUACGGGCUGCAUUUGCUAAAGAGUCAGAAGUUCUGAUUGGGAAUCUUGGAGAUAAACUCAUUCAACACAAUGAGAUCAUGGGAGAUGUCAGUGACCUGAAGGCACUUGCAAACCUCCAUGAGAGCCUGGAAUGGUUGGCCGGAAGACUUAAAUCUGCUAUCGCCAACUUACCCAAUGCACAGACCAUGUCCCCUGGUUCAGACAGUGUGAUGAGUAUGGACAUCCCUGCCGUGUCCGAUAUGAUCUUACAGACAUUGAAUGAGCUGGCGAAAUCCUUCCAAGACAUGUCUGACCGCUGCCUUCUGGUUCUCCACUUGGAAGUCAGGGUUCACUGCUUCCACUAUCUUAUCCCCUUAGCAAAGCAAGGUAACUAUGCCAUUGUUGCCAACGUGGAGAGUAUGGACUACGAUCAACUGGUUGUGCGUUUGAACAAAGACAUCAGCGGAAUUGAAGAGGCCAUGGGAGCCAGCAUUCAGCAGCACAAGUUCCAGUACAUCUUUGAAGGCUUGGGGCACCUGAUCUCUUGCAUCCUGAUUAAUGGUGCCCAGUAUUUUAAACGCAUCAGUGAGUCUGGCAUUAAGAAGAUGUGUAGGAAUAUCUUUGUCCUUCAGCAGAACCUCACUAAUAUUACUAUGUCCCGAGAGGCAGACCUGGACUUUGCAAGGCAAUAUUAUGAGAUGAUGUACAACAGCGCAGACGAGUUGUUAAACCUAGUGGUGGAUCAAGGAGUAAAAUACACAGAGCUGGAAUAUAUAAAUGCCCUCAGCCUUCUGCACCGAAGCCAGACUGGAGUGGGAGACCAGACCACUCAGAAUAUGAGACUGCAGCGUCUCAAGGAGAUCAUCUGCGAGCAGGCCGCCAUCAAACAAGCCACCAAGGAUAAGAAAAUAACCACAGUCUGAAAUGCUCGUAAAGGGUGGAGGCCCCGUGGUGCCAAAACAGCCAGGAGCUGUCCGCAAAGCAGUCUAUUUCAGCCCCUGUAAUUACCCAGGGAACAAUGUUUCAGUUAUAUUUACAAUUCUUAAUGUGCAUGUUCUUUGUUUUAUUAAUAUGCUUAAGUCUUUAUUUCGAAACAGAAACCUAAACUACAAGCUUCACCUCUAGAAAAUAACUUUUUAACACGUCUAAUAAUAUUUACAUAUAGACAUGUGAAUGUACAUACAUUCAUUAGUAGCUAUAAAAUGCUGUGCAAUUUCCCAGUUGGAUUCCAUUCUUAGUCCUGCGCUUUACAGCAAUCGCU